Molecule: messenger RNA, 2103 nt
Organism: Brettanomyces nanus
Lineage: Eukaryota; Fungi; Ascomycota; Pichiomycetes; Pichiales; Pichiaceae
Exons: 2
Coding region: 1-2103 (700 amino acids)
Molecular function (GO): RNA binding
Source: RefSeq, a predicted model, not a curated record
AUGAGAAACGAGCCACGUACUGAAAGAACUACUAGUGUCGCUAGCGACGGCAGUUUUCCAAGCAUUGCAAGUAGCACCAGUACUGCUAGUACUGCUGGUAAAGCUUCGUUGGAAAAAAGUCCUGAAAAGUCUUGCGAUACCGAUCUCAAAGUCAGCGACCGUUUCGAUGAUAGUUCUGCCUAUGUAUUCAUCAAUAUUUCAUCAACUGGUUCCGAGCAGAUGCCGCAUACUAAUAAGGAUUCCAGUGAAAUUAUCGAGAUUGCAUGGUCGAUUGUCGAUUGCGAGCACUUAGAAACUAUUUCAUCAGAUAGUCGUCUCGUUAAGCCUAUCAAUACUCCUAUCACUCCUCUUUGUUCCUCGUUGACAGGUCUCACUUGGAAUAGUGUGAAGGAUGCUGGUUCCUUAAAUGAAGCCAUUAUAGCUCUCGACAAAAGUAUUCAGAAGCAUCUUAUCUCCAACAAGAGGUCCUUCAAUUUCAUUACAUUUGAUAGUUGGGACCUAAGAAUGAGGGUGCCUAAGGAGAGCCGAGAAAAAUCUAUAGAGCUUCCUCAAUACCUCAAGUACCCAAAGUAUUUUGACUUAAGAAGAGAGUUCGUUCGUUACGAGGAAGCUUCCAAAGGUGAACUAUAUGCUUCUGGGAGUAUUAGUGAGAUUAGCCUUGGCCAGGUGAUGGAUGUGCUGAAGCUUUCACCCGUUGACGCUCCCUCUCCUAUCAGUAAUAUUGGUGAUCUGGACACUUUUACUUCUGCUUCCUCGGCCACUAUUCAAUCUCUCCUUUUGAUAUUUAGUGCUCUCGUCGAUGCAUCAACACUCUCUAAGCCUCAUGAUAUGGGAUUGGACCUUUCGCAGUUUUUCUCCGAGAGAUCAAAGGUCCUUUAUAUCACCAAUCUUCCACUGGAUGUUACUCAGGGAGAGCUGGAGUCGUGGUUUACGCAGUUCGGCUGCAGGCCAAUUGCAUUCUGGACAAUCAAGUCUCCACUACCUGAGUUUGGCACAAAUUCUAACUUUAAUAACAGCAAUGCUAUCAUUAUGAGAUCAACAUGCUCUGGCUUUGUUAUCUUUGCAUCGCAUGAGUCUGCCUCUGAUUCAUUAGCAAUGAACGGCCGUAUCCUCAAUGACAGAAUUGUUGAGGUGCAACCUUCUUCUCUGAAGGUUUUGGAUAAGGCACAAGACAUCCUUACUCCCUUCCCAUCCUCCAAAAAUAGACCAAGACCGGGAGACUGGACUUGUCCAUCCUGUGGAUUCUCUAACUUUCAAAGAAGAACUGCAUGUUUUCGCUGUUCUUUUCCUGUGGCUUCUGCUCAAACUGUUCAGGACUCUAUUUAUGCCAAUGCCAAUGCCAAUCCAUCCAAUGGAAAUGUGAACGGAGGCGGAAGUCCUGGAGACUUGGUCAAUUCUGGCAUCGGGGAUUCUUUCUUUAAUCAUCAUCGCCCUCAUCCAAAUGGUCACCAUACUCAGCAUCAAAAUGGCAACCAUUCCUACAAUACCACAAACAGCGGUAAUAACAGCAAUAACUACAACAAUUACAAUAAUAACUACAAUAACAGCAAUAAUAAUGUUGGCAACAGGCAGAAUCUGGGUUCUUCCAACGUUCCAUUCCGUGCUGGUGACUGGAAAUGCAUGAAUGAAAACUGUGCAUAUCAUAAUUUUGCUAAAAAUGUGUGCUGUUUGAAGUGUGGGGCCCCAAGAGUUCAGUCAGCUAUUUUGACUGGCCAUCAACACAAUUCCCGUCACAACAAUGGUAAUAACAAUGUCAAGCUCAACAGCUUUCAGGGCACUAACGGAUAUUCGAAACGACCUUUCGCUCAGUCCAAUUUCACCCAAUUUGUGUCACAGCUGCAGCCAUUCUCUCAGCAAAAUACUUCAUCUCUUGCCGACACAAAUUUUGAUACUUUGUCUGCUCAGAUAAAUGGUUUAAAUUUGGGUCAGCCUCAAUCUCAAUCUCAGUCUCAAGUUCAGUCUCAGUCCGAACCUCACCCUCAGCCUGAGCCCCUACCCCAGAAUUCGACCGGUUCAAUAAAUCCUGCAGGCACCAGUAUUUAUAACAACCGCGCUGACCUCGCUGGACCUACGAUGGGUCUGAACAUGGACAAUGAGUAUUAA